Messenger RNA from Zootoca vivipara (common lizard), 2383 nucleotides. RefSeq names its product E3 ubiquitin-protein ligase TRIM10. Gene Ontology annotation, molecular function: protein binding. NCBI's taxonomy places the organism in Eukaryota, Metazoa, Chordata, Lepidosauria, Squamata, Lacertidae. The record is from RefSeq and is a predicted model, not a curated record.
AUUUUAUUGAGGUUCCAUGUGCCGGUAAGCCUCCCCCGACUCUCUCCAAAUCUGCAUUCGGUAUUCGACUUGAGCCUCUAUGAUGAGCCCUUGGGGAGAGUGCCCUUGAGCAUGUGCAAAGCGCCUCCGCCCUUUCGGGAUUGGGUUAUCUCCUUAAGCGAAGCACAGUGUGUGCGGAAUCGUUGCAGCUCGUAAAGCGGGGGCUUCCUUUUCUCGUGCGUAUACAGAGCCUCUGGCAGCCCUGCCCCACCACAGCCAGCCCCCUGGGUUACCAGCGCCCGGGGCCGAAACGGAAAGCUGCGCUGCUGCUGCUGCCGCCCACGUGCUUUCACCCUGGACCAUCCUGCGCGCCGCGCCUCUCACUCUCUCACCUGAUUGGGCGAGGGUCGCUUGGAACGUCGGGAGAGCUCGGCUGCCCCGGCCAAUCGCAGGCGGAGGGAACUUCCGAACUUUCAGAGCGGAUCCCGGAUCCUUAGUGCGCUCCCACGAGUCUCCAGCUGCAGCUGCUUUGAUCUGAGCGAGGCAGAAACACGCAGGACAGGGGGAGGUAGCCAUGGAAGCCGCGGGUGCUAUUGAGGGGCUCUGCGAAGAGGCUACAUGUUCCAUCUGCCUGGAGUACUUCAUAGACCCUGUUACAAUCGAUUGCGGGCACAACUUCUGCCAAGCCUGCUUUAACCAACUUUGGGAGGACCCCAACGUAGACUCGUCCUGCCCUCAGUGUCGAGAGAGGAUCAAGCAAAGGAACUACAAGCCAAACCGUCAACUUGCAAAUAUAGUCGAGAUCGUCAAGAACUUCCAGGAAAGGAAAGGAUUGAAGAGAAAGUGGGAAGAGCCCCAGAGGCAACAGGAGCCCCCGAAAUUCUUCUGGAGGGAUGAUCAAGCACCAGUGGGGGUGUUUUGGGACAGCUUGCAUGGUCACCAGGGCCACACUGCGUCUUCUAUAAGCAAGAUUUCUGUAAAAUAUAAGGCACAGAUAGAAGGGGAGAAGCAGAAAAUCAGAUCUGCCUUCCAGAGUAUGCAGGCAUUUCUCCGGGCGAAACAGCGUCUCUGGCUAGGUGAGCUGGGAGAUCUGGAGAAAAAGAUUUGGAAGAGGGGUGAAGGAAACUUUGCCGAACUCUCGGGGGAGCUUUCCCGACUCAGUAACCUGAUUGUGGCGAUGGAGGCGGAGGCGAGGAACCAGCGACCACCAUACGACAUCUUCAGGCCACCGAGGGAAUCCCUCCAGGAUGUCAGAAGAGCCUUAAUGAGGUGUGAGAAGAAUGCAUCUGAGCACGAAUCGGACCUUUCUCACUGGUGGGAAGAGACGCUCAAAAUCGCCGUGGAGAAAAGUUCUGCGCUGGAAAAGGCUACGGAGAACUAUAAAGCAUCUCUGGAGCGAGUUCAAGACACAGCUCCUCUGAUGCAAGACCUGAACAAAGUGAAUGUCACCCUCGAUCCAAAUACUGCACAUCCUUGCCUUACUGUCUGUGAGGAUUUGAAGUUUGUGUGGUGGGAGGUAGAGGAGGAGAAGAAGAAGAAGAAGGGGGGGAAGAAAAAGAAGAAGAAGAGUAACAACAGAGGGGCGACGGGGAACCUCCCUGACAGCCCAGAGAGAUUUGACUGGGAGCUAUGUGUGCUGGGCCAAGAGGGGUUCACGGCAGGGAAACAUUGGUGGGUGGUGGAGGUGGAAGCCAGGGGGAGGGCAAUGUGGGCUGUGGGGGUUGCCCGAGACACCAUGAGGAGGAAAGGCAUUAUCUGCACCAAUACGAACGAAGGGGUGUGGGCGGUGGGGAGGAUUUCCCGUAGCCCAUCGGCGUCUUGCCAGUUCUUUGCUUUCACCUGCCCUGCACCAACCUAUUUGACCUUGGCGAAAGAUCCCCAGAAGAUCCGCGUGUCCCUGGAUUACGAAAGGGGUCAGGUGCAGUUUUCUGAUGCCGACACCGACGAUUUGAUUUUCACCUACCACACGGGGCCGUUCUCCGGGGAGAGGCUCCGGCCCUUUUUCCAAGUGAGGAGCCGCGGAACCGCUUUGAAGUGCUGCCGUCUGAGCCCCGCUGCCGUGAACAGAAAUGAUAACACCAGGACAGCGACAGGGAACCUGUGGUUCUCGGAUGAGGUUGGGCUCCAACGCCCAUCAGCCGCGGCGACGUUCCACACUGAUCAGGGAUGGUGGGAGUUCUGAUGCUGCAACAUCCGAGAGGACCGCAGGUUUCCGCGUUCCUCUUCUGCAGCUGUAUAAGAAGCCAAGGAGGGCCACAGUCUAAAUGCCAGGAUUUCCAGUUCCUUGUCGCAGAUCUUGGAAUAUUCCACCUGCAAAAAUGCAGAUGAAGUAGCCUGGUUUGGAGUCUUCCUUGUGUGGCUGUACAUUUGAAACGACCAUUUAUUGAGAUAAAAUAAAAUAAAG